AUGGAGCUCAUAAGUGAGUUUGUUGAGAGUUCCCGCACUUAUUCUAAAAGAAAUACCACUCGGGGAGUGAAAGCGGCAAGUUCUACAUCAUCUUUGGAGUCGGAGGUAUCCGACCUUAAGGGAAUGUUCCGGCAAUUUUUGGUGGGUGGUAAUCAACAACAAGUGAAGGCUUGUGGUAUUUGUUCCAACACCGGCCAUCCGACCGAUUCUUGUCCAACUUUGCAAGAGGAAACCCGAGAGGUGAAUGUCGUGGGAUAUCAAGGGCAAAGGAAGUAUGAUCCUUUCUCAAACUCUUACAAUCCCGGAUGGAGAGAUCAUCCGGCCUUUAGUUACAAGCAAGGGAAUCUAACCACCCAAGGAAAUCCGAAUUUUCAACAAGGUAAUCACCCUCCUCCUCACAUGCCACCAUAUCAAGCUCAAGGGAAAUCCUCUAGCUCCAACUCAAUGUCUACCGAGGAUAUGAUCAAGGCAUUGGCUCAAAAUGUGACUACUAUGCAGUCCCACAUGGUGCAAUUUCAACAGGAGACAAGGUCUAGCAUUCACAAUUUGGAAACACAGGUGGGCCAAAUGUCUAGUAUUGUGAAUAAACGUGAGGCACAAAGUUCGGGGAAGCUACCAUCUCAAACCGAGGUGAAUCCCAAGAGGAAUGUGAGUGCCAUGACUUUGAGGAGUAGCAAAGAGUUGAUUAAUCAAGAGCCCGGCAAGAGCAAAGUUGUGGAGGAGAUUGUAACCAAGGAAGAGAGGUGGAGGUUUAGUCCAUCAAAAGAAGCUGAAAAAUUGGUGAGUCCUAGCUCUCACCAAGAGUGGUUGAAGGAAAUUUGUUCCAUCAAAAAGAAGAAAAAUUUAAAAGGGAAGAAAAAGGUGAAGGUUAGUGAACAUGUUUCCGCCGUUUUUCAAAAGAGAAUGCCUAAAAAAUGCAAUGAUCCGGGCAUGUUCACUAUACCUAUAACCCUUGGUGACACAAAGAUUGAUAGGGCUAUGCUAGAUUUGGGAGCCUCCAUUAAUGUGCUUCCUUAUUCCUUAUAUGAGUCCGUAGAACUUGGUGAAUUGCUUCCUACUAAUGUUGUCAUAUAA
This is a messenger RNA of Beta vulgaris subsp. vulgaris (sugar beet), 1074 nucleotides long. RefSeq lists its product as uncharacterized. Lineage: Eukaryota; Viridiplantae; Streptophyta; Magnoliopsida; Caryophyllales; Amaranthaceae. Bases 1 to 1074 code for a protein of 357 amino acids. The transcript has 2 exons. The record is from RefSeq and is a predicted model, not a curated record.